UUUUUUAACAACUUGUGGAAUGAAGAAAUACACACGUAAACAAAUAAAAAGAUACAAAAGAUAAACCUAUUUUUGUAAACUAAAUAAAUAAUAUACACUAGUCUAUUUAUAAGUAUUAAAACCAUGGAUAUGUGCAGAAUUUGUCUUUCAAACUCUGCUGACCAAGAUAUACAAAAGUUAAAAUCAAAUGUUGAUGGAGCUCCGAAGAACAGUGUGGAUAUAUUAGACUUCUGCUUAAAUAUUAAGAUAGAAGAUUUAACAGUGAACAUGAAAUUGUGUGCAAUAUGUUUCAAGAAAGUUUUAUCUUUCUACGAAUUCAAAUGUUUAGCUUUGAAAAAUGAUACGUAUCUGAAGACAGUCGUGUUUCCUGAUAAUAAAAAUGAAGUGUUUUUUAAAGUCGAUAUAAAGAUUGAAGAUUUAAAUGGAAAUGACAGUCUUGGUGGAUUUCCUAGUGAUGUGAAGGAGGAAUUGUUUGAUGAGGAAGAUGCUUUGCAAGAUUACCAUUCAGACGACGAGCUAUUGAGUGUCAUAAAACAAAUGAAAUAUGAAAAUAAUGAAGAAGAUGAAGUUAAGGAGAAUAAUGUUACCUUACCUAAUGAAAAGAAAAAGGGUAAAGUCCAAAAGCCAAAAUCUGAAAGUAACACCCUGCAGGUUUGUGAAGAGUGCGGCAAGACAGUCAGAAGGAUGCGAGAACACCGACUGCUUCAUCAACCGCCCUCGAAUCGCAGGCGAUAUGAGUGCAAGGAUUGUAACAAAAUAUUUUCAUCAUAUGGUGCAAGGUACAAGCAUGUCAAAAUAAAACACCUAGGAAUGAAACAAAAGUGUCCCAUUUGUAAUAAAGCUGUGGUGAACCUAAAAUCGCAUGAGCUGUCAAUGCACAAGACGUCACUACUUCCUCAUGCAUGCUUGCUCUGUGAGCGACGGUUUCUAAGUCAAUCUUUGCUAGACAUACACAUGAGUUCGCACACCAAGGACCGGCCCUACCAGUGCGAGCUUUGCGAGAAAGCUUUCAAGACUAAGAUGGUUAUGUUGCAGCACAGGCGACAAGUUCACGAUAAAGAAAAGAUGCAUUUAUGUCAAUUCUGCUCAAAAAGUUUCUUCAAGAAAUCCCAUCUUCACUCACAUAUUAGAUCCCACACUAAGGAGAAGCCGUACGAAUGCAAGGAUUGCGGGAAACACUUCAGCACCAUAACAGUGCUGAGGAAUCACAUGACAACGCACAGCAACCUGAAGCUGUUCCAGUGCUCCAUGUGCGACAUGUCCUUCGCGAGACGCAGUUACCUUAAGGUCCACAUGGUCAUUCACACGAAGGAGAAGCGUCACGAGUGCAAGUACUGCGGCGUCAGGUUCGGCAGGUCGGACCACCGCAACAGACACCAGCUGACCAUCCACGAGCAAUACAGACAGCCAUACAAGCUGACCGACUUCGCAUUUCUACACGAUAGAAGUAAAGACCGUGUGAAUUAAUAGCUUUUGUAUUUUGACGGCUUUAUGUUUUAUGUUAUCGAGUUUAAUAUUAAAUAUUUAAUGUUAUCUAUCAAA
Molecule: messenger RNA, 1542 nt
Organism: Amyelois transitella
Lineage: Eukaryota; Metazoa; Arthropoda; Insecta; Lepidoptera; Pyralidae
Product: zinc finger protein 883
Exons: 7
Coding region: 124-1467 (447 amino acids)
Cellular component (GO): nucleus
Molecular function (GO): zinc ion binding
Source: RefSeq, a predicted model, not a curated record